AUGACAACGAUCGCCGACCCGUCAUCUCCAGUCAAAGAGCCCAAACAAAGCCCAGGCGCAUCAUGGAAAAAGGAUGAGGAGCAUAUAGUCCCAAAAAAUCGCUUGGGAAUCGUGUUCUUCGGUUUGAUGUGCAGCACAUUCUUGGCAGCUUUAGAUCAAACUAUUGUAGCCACCGCCUUGCCCACAAUCGUAGCGGACCUUGGAGGGGGGAAUAACUACAGUUGGGUAGGAAGUGCGUACAUGUUGGCAUCCGCUUCUUUGGGCCCGUUAUACGGAAAAUUAUCCAAUAUUUUAGGCCAGUGCUAUUUCAGCCGCAAACCCGUACUAUAUGGAUCCAUCGUCAUAUUUUUAAUUGGUUCAGCGUUAUGCGGCGCAGCCAAGACUAUGACAUGGUUGAUUGUCUGUCGUGCUGUACAAGGAAUUGGCGGCGGGGGCAUCAUGCAACUCGUACAGAUCACUAUAUCUGACAUUGUGUCAUUGCAAGACCGAGGCAAAUAUGGCGGUUUCAUCGGUGCCACCUGGGGCAUAGCAAGCGUUAUUGGUCCAUUGAUCGGCGGUGUUUUUACCGAUCAUAUAAGUUGGAGGUGGUGCUUCUGGAUCAAUUUACCAACUGGCGGCUUAUCUGGGAUACUUUUAUUCUUCUUCUUAAAUUUAAACCCCCAUCAAGGAAGACCAUUCCGUGACCAUCUUCGAGAAUUUGAUUUCGUUGGGCUUUUCGUGAUUGUUAUAGGUGUCAUUUGCCUGCUUAUAGGUUUCAACUCAAGCGAAACGACAUGGCAAAGCGGCGAAACCAUUGCUCUCCUUGCUGUGGGAGGCACGUUGCUAAUCCUUGGUGGCGUUAAUGAGAUAUACACGAAGCGAUCCCCCAUCAUCCCACCUCGUCUUUUUAAAACACGCACAACUGGCUUGAUAUUAGUUUCUGUAGUCUUGCAUGCUGUGGUAUUCUUCACAGGUAUGUGCGCAUACCUCUACCUUCCAAUGUACUACCAAGUUCUUGGCGCAUCGGCAACGAGCUCUGGCAUUAAAAUGUUACCUUAUUCAUUGACCACUUCGCUCAUGUCAGCGGUUUCCGGAAUAGUUGUAACCAGAACGGGAUCCUACCGUCCUGUCAUGUGGUUCGGAUGGAGUGUCAUGACGCUUGGUUGGGGUCUCAUGAUCAUGUUGGACAAUACGAGCACUAUCGCAGAGCAGGAAAUCUACCCCUUGAUUGCAGCGCUUGGUAUUGGUGGCUUGUUCCAGACCCCGCUUGUUGCUGUACAAGCAGCAAUGCCUAUCAAAGAUAUGGCCACCAGCACAGGUGCUUUUGUGUUCCUCCGAACUCUUGGGGGUACGAUCGGUAUUACGAUCGGAGAAACUAUUCUUUCCAGUGUCCUUCAGCAGAAACUGCGGGGCAUCCAAGGCCUCACCAUGGACACUUCUGCAGCGGCUUUGAAUGAUAGUGUCAGGCAGAUCUCUUCCAUUUCUAAUCCAGCAGUGCGUAAUGAGGUCAUGCAUGCUUACUCGCGGUCUAUCAGUACUAUUUGGUUGGUCAACACGCCACUAUCUGCAUUCGGUCUCUUUCUGGUUCUCUUUAUUCGUGGCUAUACGCUAGAGCGCACAAUCAUCCGUGGCGGCGAGAAGAAGUCAGGAGACGUCGAGAAGGGUGUUACUCAAGUGACGAUAGAAGAAGACUCACCAGUCACGGAGUCAGGAUAUAUUGAGAAGGAAAAGAGACAAGACUCCUGUGACGACACUACUGAACCCACAUGA
Suillus plorans is the source of this 1749-nucleotide messenger RNA. Its product is annotated as MFS general substrate transporter. Gene Ontology annotation, molecular function: transmembrane transporter activity. Bases 1 to 1749 code for a protein of 582 amino acids. Lineage: Eukaryota; Fungi; Basidiomycota; Agaricomycetes; Boletales; Suillaceae. The transcript is spliced from 19 exons. Gene Ontology annotation, biological process: transmembrane transport. The record is from RefSeq and is a predicted model, not a curated record.